AUGGAGGAGGAACACGCACACAUGCCCAACAGCCAGUUUGAACUCUUGAGCAUGUCUGGACAGAAAACACAGUUUGACCUCCUGAGGAGCGCCCGUCAGGAGGCUGAGUGGGACAUCUUCUCUUUAGAAAAACCCACUAUGAGGCCCUGGGACGCCUGCCGAGAGGUUCCCGUCAUUGAGGAUGAACAGACGCCGUGGAAACUGCUCAAACUACUGAAGUUCAUCUCUUUGAUCGUGGUUGCCGUCUUUGUGUUCGGGUUGGCAUUGUGUAGCAAGAUUUUGUUCAUGGAGUUUCUGGCGUCAGCUGGUGCAGCAAUCCUCACGAUUGUUGCCAUGCCUCACUUUGAUAUUGUGACUAACAUCACAAUACUGAACGGUGUAGGUAUCUUCUCCACGCUUCUGCAAGUGGUCGCUCAGUGCUAUGCCAAAGAAAGGAACCGUUUCUUGGUGCCAUCCAUCACUGCCUUUAUCUUCCUUCUUCUUGGUUAUGUGCUGUUUGUUGCCUUAUACAUCAUUAAAGCUCCUACUGAUACCAAGAUGGCCACUUGGGUGGGGCUGGCUGUUGGCGGAUCCUUAUUGUUGUCGUUGAACUGGUGGGAAAAUUACUUCAGGCUGAUUUGCGAGAGCAGCAACUCCAUCCUUCUCAAGAAUGUGUGUCGAGACAUGAGAAAUUGCAGCAAUACACUACACAUCUUCUCCAGCCUGCUCAGGAUCGCGGUGACUGCUUGCGUCCUUGGCGCUUAUGUUCCUCUGGGCGAAAUGGACUGGAACAUUGUGAACUCCAUCCCAAGCCGUGAGACAAGAAUCAUAGCCAUCACUGUGGGCGUCCAGCUGACCUCCUCAGCUCUCUGCCACUGGUUUUCUUUAACGGCUUGCAAGAUGCACGCACUCCGACGUUGCUUCAUCCUGCCUCUGUACCUGGCCUCUCUGGCCGUCAUGGCUCUGUUCGUCAUCCCUACAGUGGUGGACGGAAGGACCCUGAACCAGGAUGGCAGCGUGUUCCCCGAGCUGGUUCUGGACGUCACACACACUCUGUGCUUCCUGGACAUGUCCAGGAUCACUGACAUCGGCUUACUAGCAGGCUUGGCAGUGUCCUGGUGGCUGGGCCUCAUAUUGGGCACCCUUCAUCUCUGGUACCUCAAUGUCUAUCGUAUUCAGAGGACCCAAGACUUGUUCAUCAGGAGGCUGUACGAGGGAGCUUUUAUUGAACAGUCGCUGCUCCUCAACACACGAUUUGACAUCCAGACUGGACACAGGGUCAAGAGAAAUUUUGAAACAGUGAUGAUAUACCUGUGUGCAACAAUGUGGCAUGAGACCUACGAGGAGAUGAUGAACGUUGUAAUCUCAAUUUUCCGACUGGAUAAGUACAGGUCGAAGAAGCAACCCAGAGUCAACGAUUUCAUCUUUGAGGCCCAUAUUUUCGUUGACGAUGCAUUCAUAGAUGUUGAGGGGAGUCAGGGACGUCACCUCAACCAAUACGCUGAGAACCUUGUGAAAAUCAUCAAAGAGGUUUAUGGCAUCUUCAUGGGCCUGGAUGAAAAACUAUUUAGAACAAAACAUCAGGUCCCUGCUCAGAAGAUCAUCAGAACGCCUUACGGAGGUCGCCUUGCCGUCACCAUGCCUGAUGGAAACAGCAUCAUUGUUCACUUCAAGGAUAAAAACAUCGUCCGCCCCAAGAAGAGGUGGUCUCAGGUGAUGUAUCUUUAUUAUCUUCUGGGCUGGAAACUCAUGGCCAAAUAUUAUUUACGAACUGAUGAAACUUGCCUUUUAUUGCAGAGAGAGAAGCGCAACAGCUACAUCCUUGUUUCAGAUGGGGACACAGACUUCCAGCCAGCUGCCGUCAUGCUGCUCAUUGACCGCCUCAGAAUGUACCCUAAUGUUGGGGCAGCGUGUGGAAGAAUUCACCCCACCGGAUCAGGUCCUGCAGUUUGGUUCCAGAAGUUUGAGUAUGCAAUCAGUCACUGGCUCCAGAAGACAGCGGAGCAUGUGUUUGGUUGCGUGCUUUGCAGUCCCGGUUGUUUCAGUCUUUUUAGAGCUGAGGCAUUGAUGGAUGAGAACGUGAUGAAGAAAUAUGCCAUGGAGUCCAAGCAGGCCAGCCACUACAUUCAGUACGACCAAGGUGAGGACCGCUGGCUGUGUACUCUGUUACUGAAGCAGGGAUGGAGAGUGGAGUACAACGCGGCAUCUGAUGCUUACACCAAUGCACCGGUGGACUUCAAAGAACUCUACAACCAGCGCAGACGAUGGGGACCAUCCACGCUGGCCAUUUCAGAUCUGCUCGGCUCCUCCACCAGCAUUUCCAAGAAGAACUCGUCCAUGUCCAAACCCUACAUGUUCUACCAGCUCUUCACCAUCAUCUCAGUGAUCAUGUCGCCUGCCACCAUUUGUCUCCUGAUUGCAAGCAAUUUGAGAUUUAUCUUCAACAUCAAUGGCUCAGGAGCUCUGAUUUUAGCUGCCAUACCGCCGGCUAUCUACCUUGUUCUUUGCUUCAAGCUGAAGGCAGACACUCAGGUCACUGUUGCAGCCUUCCUGAGUGUUCUGUAUGCCUUCCUUAUGCUAGUAGUGGUCAUGUCCAUCAUUGGAACUAUGGUGAAGGACCGAACGAUUCUGACACCCAGCAGCAUUUUUAUCAUUGCCAUGGCCAUCAUCUACAUAAUCACUGCCAUCAUGCAUCCUCAGGAAUUCCCAUUGCUAUCCUACAGCAUUAUCUACAUUUUCAGCAUCCCGAGCGCCUACCUUCUGCUCAUCAUCUACUCCAUAGUCAACAUGAACAAUGUUUCAUGGGGCACCAGAGAGAGCAACUCUGCCACCGGAGCACCUGUAACACUAAAAACAACGGCGCAGAAAGCCUGGCUCACACAGUUAAGGAGUGUGUCCGGAGACAUGGAACUGGAGGAGGACUACCUUGAUGAGGACGAGGAGCAGUUCUGGUGGGAAUUACAGGAAAAGUACCUGCAGCCUCUGCCCUACGACGAAAGAAGCAGCAGGAGAUGGCCGAUGGCCUUCGAGAUCUGCGGACAAAAUCACCUUGUCCUCUUCUUCUUGAAUUCGCUGUGGCUGGUCGCGGCUUUCACGCUUCAAACCUUCGAAAGAAACUUGUCCAUUCAGAUUCCCAUGGUCGACCUCAAUCUGGAGUAUACGGAUCGCUUCAUUGUGAUCGAUCCCAUUGCCCUGAUGUUCAUUCUGGGAUUUGCUCUGACAGUUCUGAUUCAGUUCUUUGCCAUGCUAUACCACAGAAUCAGCACACUGAUCCAUUAUGUGGCUUUUCUGGACACUGAACCGAAAGAGCAGAAAAUGGUGAUAACGACACAAUAUUCACCAGGUCAAAAGGAUGACUCAGCCUCCAACGCAGAUUCGAGCUCUCAGGUGACCACUGAGUUUGAGGACAGCGACGAAGAGCUGUACAUCAGAGGACCCGACGGAGGAACUCCUGUCUGA
Messenger RNA from Salarias fasciatus (jewelled blenny), 3438 nucleotides. RefSeq names its product chitin synthase chs-2-like. Gene Ontology annotation, cellular component: cell periphery; cell septum. The record is from RefSeq and is a predicted model, not a curated record. NCBI's taxonomy places the organism in Eukaryota, Metazoa, Chordata, Actinopteri, Blenniiformes, Blenniidae. Gene Ontology annotation, biological process: chitin biosynthetic process. Gene Ontology annotation, molecular function: chitin synthase activity.